Molecule: messenger RNA, 4391 nt
Organism: Zophobas morio
Lineage: Eukaryota; Metazoa; Arthropoda; Insecta; Coleoptera; Tenebrionidae
Product: apoptotic protease-activating factor 1-like
Exons: 14
Coding region: 430-4284 (1284 amino acids)
Molecular function (GO): protein binding; ADP binding
Source: RefSeq, a predicted model, not a curated record
GUACCUUCAAGGUCGCUUUUGUUAACUGAAGUUUCGCCUAUACAGGAGAAGUUAACGACUAAUAAAUAAAUAAAUUCAAGGUCUCACUAUACAUUUGAACAUUUUUUCUUCUAAUGGUUUGUCGAAUUGUGGUCAAUGACCUACCAACAGCUGACCAAUGUCAUUCGAAAUCCGGCGUGCACUAGAUGUUAGAAGAUGAUAGCACGAUGCAAGGAACGAAAUCAUACAGGUUUUGACAGGUAUUCCUAUUCUUAGGGUGUUCUGUCGGGAGGUGGUUUUGUCUUUGUGUUGUGUUCUUCGACUUUCAUAAACGAGUGAUCUUAUUCAGGAAUCUUUUUUAUACUGCCAGUUUAAUCACCAGAAUGACUUAUUUCCAACGUAUUUCCAAUUUAGUUUAUUCGUAGUUACGUUUUCAUUUAUGUUUCCCCAAUGGCAAUCUAUAUCAAUGUGGUGCAAGAGUUUCGAAAAGAGUUAGAAACUGGAUUAGCUCUAAAUGAUAUAGUCGAUGAUUUAAUUAGUGAAAAGCUUAUAGAUGAGAAAUUAUAUGCUGAAAUAUGGACCCAUCAAAAUGAUCAAAUUAAUUGUUUAUUAGAUCUUAUAGUCAAGGAUGGCAAACGCUGUGCCAAGUUUAUUGGCAUGUUGGGGACUGUUUCCCACAUGAAAAAUAUAUCGGAUUCAAUAAAAGAUAGUAUUGAUAAAAUUUGUCAAAUGAUUGUUAUUGGUGGCUUUCCUGAAUUUUCAUUAAAUUAUGUCGUAAGAAAUUCAGUCGAAUGGACUAAGUUGGCAGAUAGAAUAAAAGAAAAGGCGUUAGAACUAGACCCAAAGUUUUGCAGUACUUUGGUAGUUCACGGAUUACCAGGUUUUGGUAAAUCGUGCUUAGUUAAUCAAGUUUUACAAACGAAACGUUUUCUGGAGACAUCUGGAGGUGCUAUGUUUUGGAUUAAUUUGGGCGAACAUUCUGAUACCACAGCAGUAAUAAAUCCUUUGUGGAGCUUAUAUUUAACUGCCGUUAAGUUAACCAAUCACGUAGCUUUGACACAUCGUCCCGAAGACAUUGUAGUUUUGCAAAACGAAGUAAAAAAAAUCUUUUUGGACGAAAAAUUGGCAAAUGCCUACAUUAUUUUAGAUGAUGUUAAAUCAGCUGAAGUGUUAGAUGUUUUCAAACUACGAUGUAAAAUUAUUGUAACUACACAAGAUAAAAAUGUUGCAAACGAUUUUCAGGCUUUUUUCGUAAAGGUGACUACAGGUUUCACCAAAAAAGAGUCUCUAGAAUUACUGAGAAAAUCAUUAGAGACUGAUAGUUUGUGCGCUAAAGAAACUUUUGCGAAUAAAAUUCACGAACUGUGUGAUGGUUGUCCAAUGUUGUUGAACAUUAUUGGAUCAAUUUUAAAAGAUAGUAGGGAAGAAGCGUUAUCAACUGACAUAAUCUGGGAUUCAAUCAUUCAUGAAAUUGUGGAGAAUGAUUAUUUACCUCACCCAACAACUGAGAAAGUUAUUCACAUGAUAAAAAGAUUUGUUAGUUGUUUGAAUCAAAAGAUUCAAAAAUACUUUCACAGUUUGGCUGUCUUUCCGAAACACGUUAACAUUAGACCAGAGAUCUUGAUGAAAUUGUGGGAUGAAAAGUACUAUGCUGUGAGACAGAUCAUGGUUGAACUUGAAAACAAAUCUUUGAUUGUUUCAUUUUAUAACAAAGAUCUUAAAACAUACAUAUACAGCAUACACAGUCUAGUUCGUACUUAUUUAGUGGAGAGAGCUGAUGUCGACAUCAAAUUCUACCAUAAAAAACUGAUCUCAGAAUGCCAAGAUGUUAUUAAUAAGGCACCACCCGAUGAUUCAAUUGCGAAUUAUAUUUUUGGUUAUUAUGGAUAUCAUGCAAAACAUGCUGAGCUUUAUGACAAGUUUGAAAAAUUCUUUGAUCUAAGGUUCAUUGAAAAUAAAAUUAAAAGAUGUGGAUCUGCGGAUUUACUCACGGACUUUGAUACUUACAGAGAUCUUAUUACAAAAAAGGAACCGCGGUUGGAACGAAAGUUAAACGAUUAUAUAAAAUUUGUCAAUGCUUAUAGUGCUCAUUUACAUAUAUCACCAGAGACAAAUAUUAUACAAUUUGCAUUUUUUCAUGACAACAACUGUGUUUACGAAGAAGCUAGAAAUAUUGCCAGCAAUAAUCCUGAUCACCUUUAUUUCAAAUUGGAACCUUACUCUGAUGCACAUAAGAAUUUUCCUAGUCUUAAGACUAAAAGUACAGCCACAUCAACGUGCUUCGUUAAUUCUAAGGAAGUUGUAGUAGGUACUUACAGUGGAAGCAUUGAAAUUAAGUCAUUUCAUCAGUAUCAACAAAAAGUACAACAUUUUGAAGGUCAUACAGAUCAAGUAUUUAGUGUGCAAUUAAGCCCAGACGGAAAAAGUUUCUUAUCGAUUUCCUUAGAUCGAACUGCAAAAUUGUGGAAAUUCACUGAAGAACUGGAUCCACAGUCUCCAAAACUUAAACAAAUACACUGGAAAAACUUGCAUUCGCCUGAUGAAAAUAUAGAAUCGUACAAGACUUUCAAGAUGCAAGAUAAAGAUUAUAUCAUUUCAGCAGCUUUUCCUUACGAUGGUUCAGACGAAAUUGUAACAGCUUCAAAAAAUGGGAAAAUUACCAGAUGGAAUAUAAAAACGGCCGCCAUUAUUAGAGAAUCUGCACUAGGUUUACCAAUCUCACAUAUUUCUUAUGUGCAUGAUAGUCAACAAAUAAUAUUUUCCUAUGACGGAAAAAUUUACAAUUAUGUGAGAGAUAAGUUGUUGUACAAUGGACAAUUUGCUUUACUCGAAGACAUCACAAAUUUAAUCCUUAUUCCUGCAUUCUCUGAUCUCAAAGAAGUAGCAGUCGUCACUGCAACAAAAUUUGAAGUUUGGGAGUAUAGACAUAAAGUUAAACGAUUCGCUUUUGAAGCAAACUCCAAAAUCACUUCUGCUGUUGUUAAUAGUGAUUAUCUGGUUUUGGGCGGAGAUAGUUGUAUUUAUGUUUAUAAUUACAAACUACAACAUGUGAUCUCAUAUAACAACGACUACGGGGGACCAAGAUCUUUGUAUAUAUUACCAAAUCUCGUUGUAUUUAUUUUGAUAGAUAAAGAACGUGUGCAAAGAUGUGAACUACAUCUAGAAUCGAGCGAGAAACCACUUAUUCAAGAUCUAUCACACUUUAGUUGCUACUGGAAGGAUUCGUUACCUAUAUAUUUUACUGUUAAUACAGAAAAUAAAAUUGAUAUUUUUCACGGGCAUUCUACCAUUUUGUCAGUAAUAGAAAUCGUGGAUAAAGUCACAUUUGGCACUUUUUCCUUAUGUGGAAAUUACUUAAUUUUGGGGACGCGGACCGGAAAAAUUUACUUUUAUAAUUAUAAAAAGAAGAAAAUAAGCGAAAUUACAGUUUCUGACGGUGGCAUCAGUUUGAUUAAAUGUUUUGAAAGUGAUAUUGAUCGAGUGGAUUCUUAUUACGACAGUGCCGAUAUGUAUGGUAGAGUUGUAGCUGCUUCGAAUAAAAAGAUUGUCAUAUUGGUUGAUAAGAAGCCGGUGAUUGAGCUAGACAUAUCACAAGAACUUUCGGAUAUAUUUUGUUUACGCAAUUUACUAAUUACCAUAGACGUUGAUGGUAAAUUUGCUGUUGCAAGAAUUUUUGAAGAUAAGUGUUUUGGCUGGGUAAGCGGUUUAUAUGAAGACGUAAUUCUUGCUACAGUACACAAAGAAAAAAAUUUUUUGGCCAUUGUUUGUAAAGAAGGAAAAGAACAUGUUCUAAGAGUCAUAGUUUUGGACGAUGUGGCGACUAUGAAAGUAAUAUUUCACUCGAGAGUAUGUAGUGAACCCAAAUGUUUGUGUUUUUCAUCGUCAGGAAAAUUGCUUGCAGCUGGAUGUAAAAAUGGCGACAUAAGGAUUUUUAAUCUUGAAAACAACGCACAGGAUGUUAUGGCCCUACAUAAGAGAUCCGUAGAACGACUUCUCUUUGCCCCGAAUUUUGAAUCUAUUCUUGUAAGUGUAGGAGAUCAAAUAGCCUGGUGGAAUUUGAAUAGUUUUCAAGAGCAAAGUGAGGCAAAGGCAUUAAAUUCACAUCUGGACAGCCAUCAACUAAGGGUAUUUACAUUUGAUCCUUGGAAAGACAAAAAACUCCAUGACACAGUGCCUUAUUUACUGACAAGUACAAAUUUGCAUGGAAAGCAUUUACGGUACAUCUCUGCAUCUAAAGAUUUUAGAUCAUUUUUGGUGGUUGAUGUAGAUGGUAAUAUUUUUAAAAUGGAUAUCAUCAAUUUGUGACAAAGAUACUGCCAAGGAUUAAAACUUAGUGAUAUUUUUACAAUUGCUCAGGGGUGACUUAAAUUUACUGUAUACCCCCAUACUUAAAACGUAAUCCUUUUUUGUCU